AUGGCUCCAAGAUGUAUGAUGAAUACGUUGUUAAGGAGAGGCAGUGCUUACACACGGUGUCUUCAUUCACAACAUCCCCCUGAUAUUUACACUCCCAUUGCUCAACCAGUUCUGGCACCAGUUCCUGUCUCUGUCCCGAAGAAGAACAGUUCAAAGAAGUACAAACGACUCAGCAGAAGACGUCGAGGGAAAGUGGAUCCAGUAUCAAGUGAGGGUAUCAUCAAUCAUGACCUUUUAUCCAUCUCAGAAAGCUACAGUACAAUCCUAAUACCGGAAGCAUUAAUCGAGCACUACUAUCAUCGCGAGAACAGUCGCAUUGUGGAGAGUUUGGAAAUAAUUAAGGUCAUCAGCACAGGACAUGGCGUUGGCAUAUGUUCUCUUGAACAAGGUGAAGGUAGAAUGAUUGUCAUGGUGCCCUUCACCACUGUUGGUGAUAUCGUCAAAGUCAAACUUGGGAGACACCAUUCUGUAUACGCUGAAGGUGAGAUCAUGAGUGUGUUGGUACCCUCAUCGCUGAGAGACGACUCGUUAAUCAGAUGUAAAGAAUUUGGCAAAUGCUCCGGAUGUCAAUUGCAGAUGAUUCCGUAUCAAGAACAACUUUCAUUCAAAACAGAAGUUGUAAGGAAUGCAUACAGACAGUUUGGUUUUGCUGUUGAUGACUUGCCCAUUGAAGGAACCGUUGCAUCUCCAUUGCAAUACAACUACAGGACUAAACUAACGCCACACUUUGGUUCUAGAAGGGAUAAGAUCACACUUGGCUUUGAGUCAAGUGGCACGAGGAGGCUCUUUGACUUGAAACAGUGUUCUAUUGCCACUGAAGUAUUGAAUGGUGCCUUGCAGAAUGAUAGGGAUGAAUUAGAAACCAUUGUGAAAAAAUACAAGAAGAGUGGAACAGUUCUCUUGAGAGAUAAGUCUGUAAAUGGCAUGAGAGGGUAUACCACCAAUCAUACAGAAGUUAUCACACAACAGAUCCAAGAUUACAAAUUUCAAUUCCCAGCUGGAGAGUUUUUCCAGAAUAACAAUUCGAUUCUACCUGUUCUGCUAGCCCAUAUAAGGACUUUCUUGAGACCUGGACUGCACAAGACCAUUGUUGACACGUAUUGUGGAUCUGGAUUCUUUGGGAUUUCUCUAAGCAAAGGAAUGGAGAGACUCAUUGGGAUCGAGAUAUCUAAAGGCUCACUGGAGUUUGCAACGAGAAACUCACAGUUGAACAAUCUUCGCAACGCAGAAUUCCUUCUCGGCUCAAGCGAAGAGAUAUUCAAGGGACUGGACAACGUCGACCCAGGCGAAACAGUCGUGAUUCUCGACCCCUCAAGGAAGGGCUCAAACCACGAUUAUCUGAACCAAUUGGCAAAGUUCAAGCCAAGUCUCAUUGUGUACGUAUCGUGCAAUGUACAUAGCCAGGCAAGAGACCUACAGUACUUGCUCAACAACACCGAGAAUGGAAACCAAUACGAGGUUUCAGUCAUCAGAGGCUACGACUUCUUCCCACAAACAAAACACGUUGAAUGCCUUGCACAGAAUCCAUUGCUAGAUCAAGGAAGGAUGGACUUGUCAAAGGACCUAUCACAGGUUUCAAUUGACCAGCCUGAGGAUAAAUCGUUCGAACAUGGCGACUACGCUGGUGAACUGGAGGAUUACGACGAUGCCUUAUCGCAUUCCACCAACUUCUCGUAUGCUGAGGAGAAGACCAUCAACGACCAAGACGCUAAGAUGAGGGCCUUUGAAGAGAUUCCACUUCAAAGAGAUUCCAGUAAGAAGACGGUGAAGUCGAGACGUUCCUCAUCUGCGCUUUUCAGCCAUCCACCACCGCCACCAGUGACAAAGCCCAAAAUUGCUGUCUCUCCGAAGCUGGUGCCAAAGAAGCCGUUGAAGCUUUCGAAUUCUUAUAAACUAGGGGGCAGAAAUGAAGGUGUUGAGGAACAUGACCACGAGACAGACGACAUUCCCUCGCCAGAAUUGGUUGAGCUGUAUGGUCAUAUCAAGACAUGCCGUGAGUUGAGAAAGAAGUACCAGACUGUGUCAUACCAAUACCCUGAACAGAACCCAAAGAACCAGGACGACUGGCAGAUCUACCCUCCACCUCCAAGACCAACCUAUGAUAACAAAAAGAUCCUCCCUGAGUCAGCUCAACCGGAUUCAAAGACCUUUGACAUUUCUAAAUGCCACAUUCCACCAGCUGAUGAGACCGUGGCUAUCGGCAACAACAGCGAUGACGUUCUGCAAGUCAUUGACUCAGAUGGAAAGCCAUUGGCCACUGACAUUCCGACGUUGAGGGACUAUUACAUGGAUAUGGAGAAGAUCAUCUCCAUAUCCUCGGAUGGGCCUGCUAAAUCGUUUGCCUUUAGAAGACUGCAAUACCUUGAGGCACGUUGGAACCUGUACUACUUGUUGAACGAAUACGAGGAAACAAGUGUCAGCAAGAAAAACCCACAUAGAGACUUUUACAACGUUAGAAAGGUCGAUACCCACGUUCAUCACUCAGCUUGUAUGAACCAGAAGCACCUGUUACGGUUCAUCAAGCAUAAGAUUAAGAACUAUCCAACUGAAAAGGUUAUCUUCAGAGAUAACAAAGUGCUGUCUUUGGAAGAGGUUUUCCAGUCUCUUAACUUGACUGCCUAUGAUCUGUCCAUCGAUACGUUAGAUAUGCAUGCUCAUAAGGAUACUUUCCACAGAUUUGACAAGUUCAACCUCAAGUACAACCCAAUUGGCGAAUCCAGAUUGAGAGAGAUCUUCCUCAAGACUGAUAACUACAUCCAAGGUCGGUACCUUGCAGACAUCACCAAGGAGGUGUUUAGCGAUUUGGAGAACUCCAAAUACCAGAUGUGUGAAUAUAGAAUCUCAGUUUAUGGCCGGUCCAUCGAUGAAUGGAGUAAAUUGGCUGCUUGGGUAAUUGAUAACAAGCUACUCAGCAACAACGUCAGAUGGCUGGUUCAAGUUCCAAGAUUGUACGAUGUCUACAAGAAAACUGGGCUGGUUAAAAGUUUCCAUGAGAUCAUUAGAAAUUUGUUCCAGCCUUUGUUUGAGGUUAGUAUCGAUCCUUCAAAGGAUCCUAAGUUGUUCGUCUUCUUGCAAAGAGUUAUUGGAUUCGAUUCCGUUGAUGAUGAGUCUAAGGUGGACAGAAGAUUCUUCAAGAAGUAUCCAAUUCCAUCGUUAUGGGAUGCUCCUCAGAAUCCUCCUUACUCCUACUAUUUGUACUACCUCUAUGCAAACUUGGCCAAUUUGAAUAGCUACAGAGUCAAGCGUGGGUUCAAUACUUUUGUCCUAAGACCACAUUCUGGUGAGGCUGGUGAUCCAGAGCAUCUGAUCAGUGCUUACCUAACGUCGGAAGGUAUCUCGCACGGUAUUCUGUUGAGAAAGAUUCCAUUUGUUCAAUACCUGUACUAUUUGGAUCAAGUUGGUGUUGCCAUGUCGCCAUUAUCAAACAAUGCCCUUUUCCUCACCUAUGACAAAAACCCAUUCCCUUACUAUUUCAAGAGAGGGUUGAACGUUUCGUUAUCCACAGAUGAUCCUCUGCAGUUCUCAUACACUAGAGAACCUUUGAUUGAAGAGUACUCUGUUGCAGCGCAGAUUUAUAAGCUUUCCAAUGUUGAUAUGUGUGAAUUGGCCAAGAACUCCGUGGUUCAAAGUGGAUGGGAGAGAUGUAUCAAAGAGCACUGGAUCGGACAGGAUUAUUCAAGAGGAGGCAUUGAGGGUAAUGACGUGGAAAAGACCAACGUUCCUGAUAUCAGAGUUGCUUAUAGAGAGGAGACUUUACAGACAGAGUACGAUCUUAUCGAGUACUACUCUAGUAUGUGUCUUGAAGGUUAG
Molecule: messenger RNA, 3810 nt
Organism: Williopsis jadinii
Lineage: Eukaryota; Fungi; Ascomycota; Saccharomycetes; Phaffomycetales; Wickerhamomycetaceae
Product: AMP deaminase
Exons: 2
Coding region: 1-3810 (1269 amino acids)
Biological process (GO): AMP metabolic process; IMP salvage; tRNA processing
Cellular component (GO): cytosol
Molecular function (GO): AMP deaminase activity; tRNA (uracil(54)-C5)-methyltransferase activity, S-adenosyl methionine-dependent
Source: RefSeq, a predicted model, not a curated record